UCGUAGAAUAGCUCAAAAUGGGUGCGUUAGCUCUAGGCAGUCUUUUAUGCGGUGCUGAGAGAGCUCCAUUACGGCGUAAUGGAGGAGGUCGCGCACGGGCCGCCGCCCACCCAAAAACCGCUCCAUUACGCCGUAAUGGAGAGCGCAAUACGGCUAGGGUUGGACACCGAUUUCAUCUAGAUUCCGACAGAGGAACAGCCCUACCGUUCGCGGAUAGUGUUUCCGGAAUACCGUUAUAGUGAAGAAUCUCAGAAGACCAAUGAUGGUCUUACAAAUCGAAGGAAUAUGAACUCGUAUUUGUACGUCGAUCAAUGAAAGUUUGCCGCCGGAGAUACCAUGUGGACCGCAGCGGAAAAGAUUACAGAAAACAAAUCUCCAAUCUCACAAGCAAAGGCUAUCACGAGAAGGACGAA
Messenger RNA from Mollisia scopiformis, 413 nucleotides. RefSeq lists its product as uncharacterized. The transcript has 2 exons. The coding region runs from base 18 to 239 and encodes 73 amino acids. Lineage: Eukaryota; Fungi; Ascomycota; Leotiomycetes; Helotiales; Mollisiaceae. The record is from RefSeq and is a predicted model, not a curated record.